AUGGCGCAGAAGUUGGUGGAAUCAACCAAUAGACUCAAUGCGCAGCAGCUGUUCGCAAGAUACUACCCCGAGAAUGACCUCCAAGAUCUCGAAACCGCUACCUCCUUGACGGGGUCACAGAAUGUAUUGGUUCAGCGAGCCGACGCUCAGAGUUUGACGGCUGCACAGCUGAAUGCAUGCCUCGAUCUAGUUGAACAGACUAGCGCGGAAGACUACCGCAACUCUGAGACAGGAUGGUCACGUACCAAAAAGCGCAGGGAGAUGAGACUGCCGGACUUGAGGUACAUCUUGCUUUUCGAUCGGUCUCAACGCGACAAGGACCACCAAUCCCCGCUCAUUGGCUUCAUUUCAUUCAUGAUUACGUAUGAGGACGGCUAUGAAGUGAUCUACAUCUAUGAGAUCCAUUUUGACCCGUCCUCACAGGGAAAGGGUCUUGGAAGGCGCUUGAUGAGUGUGGUGGAGACCAUUGGCGCCAAUAUUGGGGUCGAGAAGGCCAUGUUGACAGUGUUCAAGUCGAAUGAGCGCGCCACUAGCUGGUAUGAUCGGCUCGGCUAUUCCACAGACGAGUUUUCGCCUCCUGCGCGACAGUUGCGCGGUGGCGUUAUGAAGGAGCCAACGUAUGUGAUCCUGUCAAAGAUUCUCAAGGAUCCAACGGGGUGA
This is a messenger RNA of Cyphellophora europaea CBS 101466, 660 nucleotides long. RefSeq lists its product as uncharacterized. The record is from RefSeq and is a predicted model, not a curated record. Gene Ontology annotation, cellular component: nucleus. Bases 1 to 660 code for a protein of 219 amino acids. Gene Ontology annotation, molecular function: protein N-terminal-serine acetyltransferase activity; histone H2A acetyltransferase activity; histone H4 acetyltransferase activity. The transcript has a single exon. NCBI's taxonomy places the organism in Eukaryota, Fungi, Ascomycota, Eurotiomycetes, Chaetothyriales, Cyphellophoraceae.